Molecule: messenger RNA, 1942 nt
Organism: Cornus florida
Lineage: Eukaryota; Viridiplantae; Streptophyta; Magnoliopsida; Cornales; Cornaceae
Product: glucan endo-1,3-beta-glucosidase 9
Exons: 2
Coding region: 226-1704 (492 amino acids)
Biological process (GO): carbohydrate metabolic process
Cellular component (GO): plasma membrane
Molecular function (GO): hydrolase activity, hydrolyzing O-glycosyl compounds
Source: RefSeq, a predicted model, not a curated record
UCUGUCCUUGAUUUUCCCAAAAUCGAAAUAGGAUAUGCGCAGCACGCACACUAGCGCAUAUUUGCAUCUCCCAUCAGAAUAAUUGCCAAAAACCCGACCAGAUUCUUGGGUUUAUUAACUUUACUAUUUGUUUAGCUUCAGCUUUAUUCCCAAACAUGCUGACUGUUUUAGGAAUAUAGUCAUAUACAUGGCAUGAAGAAGAAAUAGCAGUAACAGAGCUCUCAAAUGGCCUUAAAUCUCCAUCUAACCCUGGCUCUAUUGUUAGCCAUUUCGAGCUCGCUUUCGUUUAGGGUUCGAGCCAUAGGCGUGAUCUGGGGCACCACCGACUCGCACCCACUGCCACCACCACAGGUAGUAGAGCUAUUGAAGUCCAAUAAAAUCACCAAAGUCAAGCUCUUCGAUGCCGACCCUCUCGUCCUCCAAUCUCUCUCCGGUUCCAACAUUUACGUUGCCGUCGGCAUUCCCAAUUCGAUGCUCCGACUCUUGAACUCUUCCAAGAAGGCCGCCGAAAGUUGGGUUCACGAUAAUCUCACCCGCUAUUCGUCUAAUGCCGGCGGUGCAGUUCGAAUAGAGUACAUUGCUGUUGGAGAUGAGCCAUUCCUCCAAAGUUAUGGUGAGCAAUUCUAUCCUUUUGUCGUCGGUGCAGUGAUCAACAUCCAAGCAGCUCUUAUUAGAGCUAAAUUGGCAAACAAUGUGAAAGUUGUGGUUCCUUGCAGUUCAGACACCUUUCAGUCAGAGUCUGGCCUGCCCUCAAAAGGACAUUUUAGGUCUGAUGUCAACAGAACUAUGAUCCAACUCCUCACAUUUCUAAGCAAGAAUCGUUCUCCUUUCUUUGUUAACAUUUCCCCUUUCCUAAGUUACCACCAAAACAGGAACAUUUCCCUAAGCUUUGCUCUGUUUGAAGAAACUGCACACCAUCGUAAUGACAGCCAUAGAACCUACAAAAAUAGCUUUGACUUGAGCUAUGAUACCCUCGUCACUGCAUUAUAUACUGCUGGGUUUCCCGAAAUGGAUAUCGUCAUCGGGCAGAUUGGUUGGCCUACAGAUGGAGCAACCAAUGCCACUCCAUCCAUUGCUGCGAAAUUCAUGAAAGGCCUGAUGGAUCACCUUCAUAGCAAAUCAGGGACCCCACUCAGACCUCGAAAAUUUCCAAUUGAAACUUACAUUUUCAGCCUUUUAGAUGAGGAUCAAAGAAACACAACCGCUGGAAGUUUUGAGAGACACUGGGGUGUGUUUACUUUUGAUGGCCAAGCCAAAUAUCGUGCUGAUUUUGGCCAGGGCUUAAGAACUCUGGUGAAUGCCCAGAAUGUCGAAUACCUUCCUUCCAGAUGGUGCGUUGUUAACAAUAACAUGGACCUGUCAAAUGCAACAGCAAGUGCUUUGAAGGCAUGUUCUGUUGCUGACUGCAGUGCACUCUCUUCUGGUGGUUCAUGUUUUAACAUUAGUUGGCCCGGAAAUAUUUCUUAUGCAUUUAACAGCUACUAUCAGCAGCACGAUCAAAAGGCUGAUAGCUGUGAUUUUGGGGGUUUGGGUUUGAUUACUACGGUUGAUCCGUCGGUAGAUAAUUGCAGGUUUUUUGUUGAUCUCCAGACCUCUGCUUCAGUUUCCCUUCAGGUGUCCAAUAUUGUCAGUUUGAUGCUCUUACUGACAACUACCAUUUCACUAUUUUUACUUGAUGAAACAUGGUCCAAACAUCUCUUGUAAGUGCAUAUAUUCCUAAAGGCCUUUUUGACUGGAUGCAUGCCUGUUGUUGUGAAUGUUUCAUGAUUCUAUUAGGUUUUUUUUCUUUCUUUCUUUUCUUUUUUUUUUUUUUUGGUGGACAUUUCUUUUUGUUAGUUUUAUGUUAAAACGUACUGUUUUUGUUCAUUUUUUGUUAAUGAAAUUUGUUAUUCAUUUCUAAAACAUAGUAAUGGUUUCAGUUGGCUGUCUUGGCGAGCUGUCA